CUACAAUAUUCAUCUAAGUCUAAGCUCCUUAUCUAUUUAAGAAACAACAUAACCAAUAUAAGAGAGUGAGAACCUUUAUUACUAUUGUCACAAGAAAAUGAAUAUGGGGUGGCUUUAUCAUCUUGUCCUUAUUUUCUCUCUGUCUCUCACUGUUUUUGGUGAACAAACCAUUGAGCUUCUAAACCUAUGUGAAACAAGCCAAGACAUUGCAAAAGCCUCAUCACAAAAUGAGCUUCCUAUAGCUGUUUCUUUGAACAAUGAAGACCUAAAUGAGGUCUCUAGCAACAUUUUAUCAGCUGAAACUUGGCUUAGGUCCAAUGUUUUCCCAUUUUACCCUUCAUCCAAAAUCACCAACAUUGUUGGAAAAACCUCAGCUUUCUGCCAACAAAACAACAACCUCAUUGUUGUUCUAUCUGCUUUGAAAAAUCUCUAUCACUCACUCACAAGAUGGGGUUUGGAAAAAAACAUAAAAGUUUCCAUUGCUUUUCAUUUACACUGUUUCACACUAAACUCACCUACUCAAACACAUGAUUUCAAAUUGCUCAAACAUAUGACCCAUUUUCUCCAAACAGUAAACUCCACAAUCUCUCUCAUCCCACCACAUUCAGAUUUCUCAGAUAAAAAUUUGAACUUGGUCACUACCCAUUUAGAAUCCAUGAAAAAGUUUGGAUUUUUCAACCUCAACAACAUAAUAAAUGUUGUUUCCAAUGUCCCAAAAGAGGGAAAAAAAACUAUAACUAGAAAACUUUCAGUUACCACAAUCCCAAUUAGACCAACCCCAUUUCCUGAAAUUGCUGAACCCCCUUUGGAUUUUCCUGUUGGCUAUCCUAUUCCUUCAAAUUUUCCCACAACAAAACCUUUACCUCCUUUAGCUCAAGUAGUUUCUUCACCACCACCAAUUUUUUCUCCCAAUUUUGCCCCUCAAAAUCCACCAAACCCACAUUUUGUUUCUCCAGCUAGUUCUCCUCACUAUGGUUUCAAUUAUCCACCUUGCAAUCCAAGAGAUAGUGAUUCACCUUCACCACAAAUUGUUCCUGUUCAAAAACUUUGGUGUGUUGCAAAGCCUAGUGUUCCUGAAGAAACACUUCAACAAGCUUUGGAUUAUGCUUGUGGAGAAGGUGGUGCUGAUUGUUUGGAAAUUACUACUCCUGAAGGGAAUUGUUAUUACCCUGAUACAUUGGUUUCUCAUGCUUCUUAUGCUUUCAAUAGUUACUGGCAGAAGCAUAAGAUAAAUGGUGGAACUUGUAACUUUGGUGGAACUGCUAUGUUGAUUAAUUCUGAUCCAAGUUUCCUUCACUGUAGGUUUAUUCUGAGCUAGAAUCAAGUGAAAAAAGAUUUGUUCCUGCACCUUUAUUAUUAUUUUAAUUAAUGUAGUUAAUGUAGAGAAUCCUAUGUUAAUGUUAAGGUAACUUUGGCUUUUUGAUUGAUUUUGUUGCUACAUGUUGGCUGGUUUAUCUAUAAACUAUUAUGUGGACCAAUUUGAAGAAUUUAUUACUCAGAAACUACUACUAAUUGAGUAUUAUGGAUCAACUUGAAGAAUAUUGAGCUUAAUUGUUA
Molecule: messenger RNA, 1557 nt
Organism: Cicer arietinum (chickpea)
Lineage: Eukaryota; Viridiplantae; Streptophyta; Magnoliopsida; Fabales; Fabaceae
Product: glucan endo-1,3-beta-glucosidase 13
Biological process (GO): carbohydrate metabolic process
Molecular function (GO): hydrolase activity, hydrolyzing O-glycosyl compounds
Source: RefSeq, a predicted model, not a curated record